AUGGCGCUGCGGAGGGGCGGCGGGGCGCCGGGGCUGCUGCUGCUGCUGCUGGGCACCGCGUGCCUCACACCGCCGAGCGCGCAGGUGAGGCGGCUGGUGCGCUGCCCCGCCACUUGCAGCUGUACCAAGGAGUCCAUCAUCUGCGUGGGCUCCUCCUGGGUGCCCAGGAUCGUGCCGGGCGACAUCAGCUCCUUGAGCCUGGUAAAUGGAACCUUCUCAGAAAUCAAGGACCGGAUGUUUUCCCAUCUGCCUUCCCUACAGUUGCUAUUGCUGAAUUCUAACUCAUUCACAGUCAUCCGGGAUGAUGCUUUUGCUGGACUCUUUCAUCUUGAAUACCUGUUCAUUGAAGGGAACAAAAUAGAAACAAUUUCAAGAAAUGCCUUCCGUGGCCUCCGUGACCUGACUCACCUUUCUCUGGCCAACAACCACAUAAAAGCACUCCCAAGGGAUGUCUUCAGUGAUUUAGACUCUUUGAUUGAACUAGAUUUGAGGGGCAAUAAGUUUGAAUGUGACUGCAAAGCCAAGUGGUUGUAUCUGUGGUUGAAGAUGACGAAUUCCACUGUUUCUGAUGUCCUGUGUAUCGGUCCGCCAGAAUAUCAGGAAAAGAAGCUGAAUGACGUGACCAGCUUUGACUAUGAAUGCACAACUACAGAUUUUGUUGUUCAUCAGACUCUGCCCUACCAGUCCGUUUCAGUGGAUACGUUCAACUCCAAGAAUGAUGUGUAUGUGGCCAUCGCUCAGCCUAGCAUGGAGAACUGCAUGGUGCUGGAAUGGGACCACAUCGAAAUGAAUUUCCGGAGCUAUGACAACAUUACAGGUCAGUCCAUCGUGGGCUGCAAGGCCAUCCUCAUCGACGACCAGGUCUUUGUGGUGGUGGCCCAGCUCUUCGGCGGCUCUCACAUUUACAGAUACGACGAGAGCUGGACCAAGUUUGUCAAAUUCCAAGACAUAGAGGUCUCUCGCAUUUCCAAGCCCAACGACAUCGAGCUGUUUCAGAUCGAGGACGAGACGUUCUUCGUCAUCGCCGACAGCUCCAAAGCUGGUCUGUCCACCGUGUACAAAUGGAACAGCAAAGGAUUCUACUCGUACCAGUCCUUGCACGAGUGGUUCAGGGACACGGACGCUGAGUUUGUGGACAUAGACGGAAAGUCACACCUGAUCCUGUCCAGCCGCUCCCAGGUCCCCAUCAUCCUCCAGUGGAAUAAGAGUUCCAAGAAGUUUGUCCCCCACAGUGACAUCCCCAACAUGGAGGACGUGCUGGCUGUAAAGAGCUUCCGGAUGCAGAACGCCCUCUACCUCUCCCUCACCCGCUUCAUCGGGGACUCCAGGGUCAUGAGAUGGAAUAGCAAGCAGUUCGUGGAGAUCCAGGCUCUACCCUCCCGGGGGGCCAUGACCCUGCAGCCCUUUUCUUUUAAAGAGAAUCACUACCUGGCCCUGGGGAGCGACUACACGUUCUCCCAGAUAUACCAGUGGGAUAAAGAGAAGCAGUUCUUCAAAAAAUUUAAGGAGAUUUAUGUGCAGGCGCCUCGUUCCUUCACAGCCGUCUCCACUGACAGGAGAGAUUUCUUUUUCGCAUCCAGUUUCAAAGGGAAAACAAAGAUUUUUGAACACAUAGUUGUCGACUUAAGUUUGUGA
Messenger RNA from Dama dama (fallow deer), 1635 nucleotides. It is a transcript of the gene LGI2, whose product is annotated as leucine rich repeat LGI family member 2. Gene Ontology annotation, molecular function: protein binding. Lineage: Eukaryota; Metazoa; Chordata; Mammalia; Artiodactyla; Cervidae. The record is from RefSeq and is a predicted model, not a curated record. Bases 1 to 1635 code for a protein of 544 amino acids. Gene Ontology annotation, biological process: inhibitory synapse assembly. The transcript has 8 exons.